AUGUUGCCAUGCGGCAACGAUAUCAUCAGUGGGGCUUCCAUCGCAUGUACCGAAAACAACAUUGCUACGCCUAAAGACCCUGACACAGCUGCAGAGCUACAUUGGAAUACUGCCGAUCUGCCUUUGUCAUUGAUCAUUCCCACAUUCGACCUGCCAACUCUGAGCGUACCUGCUGUCACCACUGCAUCCUAUGCCGGUGGUCAAGGUGCACCUACAGCGACAGUAACCGCCCCCAGUGCAACAAUGGAGGAAUCAGCUGGAAAAGCCGGCUUCGAAAUCUCACGACUCUGGAGACUCUGCUUGACUUUACUUCUCAUCAAUCAUGUCUUUCUCUGGGGUCAGUGA
This is a messenger RNA of Penicillium canariense, 345 nucleotides long. RefSeq lists its product as uncharacterized. NCBI's taxonomy places the organism in Eukaryota, Fungi, Ascomycota, Eurotiomycetes, Eurotiales, Aspergillaceae. The record is from RefSeq and is a predicted model, not a curated record. The transcript has a single exon. The coding region runs from base 1 to 345 and encodes 114 amino acids.